Vigna angularis (adzuki bean) is the source of this 600-nucleotide messenger RNA. RefSeq lists its product as uncharacterized. The transcript has 3 exons. Lineage: Eukaryota; Viridiplantae; Streptophyta; Magnoliopsida; Fabales; Fabaceae. The record is from RefSeq and is a predicted model, not a curated record. Gene Ontology annotation, molecular function: nucleic acid binding. The coding region runs from base 1 to 600 and encodes 199 amino acids.
AUGACUGAAGUAAGAAGUUUUGUGGGUUUGGCGGGCUAUUAUCGCCAUUUUAUUGAGAGUUUUGUUCGGAUUGUGGCGCCGUUGACGCAGCUCACUAGGAAGGAUCAACCUUUUAUUUGGACGGACCGGUGUGAAUCUAGCUUUCAAGAGCUAAAGCAAAGGUUGACUAGUGCACCAAUUUUGGUUAUCCCUGACACAGGUAAAUCUUUUGAGGUUUUCUGUGAUGCUUCUCAUCAGGGAUUAGGGAAGUCAGUGCAUGUUUCCACGUUGAUGGUCAGAGAGUUAGAGCUGGUGGAAAGCUUCAGAGAUUUGAGAUUGCAGGUGGAAUUCGAGGCUGAUAGUAUCAGAUGCAGUAAUUUGGUGGUGUCCAAUGACUUGUUGAGACUUAAGGCUAAGAUAGAGCAUCAGAGACCUGGAGGUUUGUUGCAGCAACUUGAGAUACCUGAGUGGAAAUGGGAUAGCAUAGCCAUGGAUUUUGUUACCCAUUUGCCACACACAGUUAGAGGUCAUGAUGCGAUUUCAGUGAUUGUGGAUAGGUUGACCAAGAGUGCUCACUUCUUAGCGAUUAAUUUGAGGAUGUCGAUGUCGAAGUUGGCGUAG